AUGUCCCGCGGAACAGUUCUUGUGACUGGGGGCACAGGCUACAUUGGCGCAUUCACAUCCUUAGCACUUCUUGAAAAUGACUACAAGUUGAUCAUUGUAGAUAGUCUCUACAAUUCAUCCAAGGUCGCACUUGACCGUAUUGAGCUACUUUGUGGUCGGAGACCUGAGUUCUACCAAGUUGACAUCACUGACGAAGAGGCGUUGUCUAAGGUAUUUGCUACGCAUCUAGAUAUACAAAGUGUCAUUCAUUUUGCUGCUCUGAAGGCUGUUGGGGAAUCAACUGAAAUUCCUCUCGAGUAUUACCGUGUGAAUGUUGGAGGAACGAUCACUCUGCUUAAAUGUAUGACGAAAUACAAUGUUCACAACAUAGUUUUUUCCUCGUCGGCCACCGUUUAUGGUGAUGCCACGCGUGUGCCCAACAUGAUACCAAUUCCCGAACAUUGCCCUAUCGGCCCUACAAGCCCCUAUGGUCGCACUAAGAGUAUCAUCGAGCUUAUUAUCACCGAUCAUAUCGAGGCACAGAGAAAUAAUUUAAGGAAGGCUGGAAAGCCGAGUGAACAAUGUAAUGCUGCGCUACUUAGGUAUUUCAAUCCCGGAGGAAGUCAUCCAAGUGGUCUCAUGGGUGAGGAUCCAUUAGGAAUUCCAUUCAACCUCUUGCCUCUGUUGGGUCAAGUUGCAAAUGGACAACGAGAGAAGAUAUUGCUUUUCGGUAACGAUUAUGCCUCGAGAGAUGGAACUGCUAUCCGCGAUUAUAUUCACGUCAUGGACCUCGCCAAGGGUCAUCUCGCUGCAUUAAAGUAUCUUCAAGAGAAGAAGCCUGGCGUCAAAGUCUGGAAUCUAGGCACGGGUCAAGGCUACACUGUCCUCGAAAUGAUUAAUGCCUUCAGUAAAGUUGUUGGUCGAUCAUUGAAAUAUGAAGUUGUCGCCAGGCGGGAAGGUGAUGUAUUGGACCUAACAGCCAACCCAGCUCGUGCGAACCAAGAACUGGGCUGGAAGACCGAGUGCUCUCUCGAAGAUAUCUGUGAAGAUCUUUGGAAAUGGGUCAGCAACAAUCCAGAAGGCUAUCGCCAAGAUCCCCCUAAAGCGCUUGUUGAAGCUUGGAAUAAGGAAAAGACCGAGAUUCAUUCGUAA
Blumeria graminis f. sp. triticale is the source of this 1131-nucleotide messenger RNA. NCBI's taxonomy places the organism in Eukaryota, Fungi, Ascomycota, Leotiomycetes, Helotiales, Erysiphaceae. The record is from the annotation of a GenBank genome assembly.